Solanum lycopersicum (tomato) is the source of this 626-nucleotide messenger RNA. Its product is annotated as COBRA-like protein 10. Gene Ontology annotation, biological process: cellulose microfibril organization. Lineage: Eukaryota; Viridiplantae; Streptophyta; Magnoliopsida; Solanales; Solanaceae. Gene Ontology annotation, cellular component: membrane. The record is from RefSeq and is a predicted model, not a curated record.
CAACAAAAAUGCAUGUCUGCUGCUUGAAAGAUCCAAAAUUUAAGGUUAAAAAUUUCACAACCAAGUUUUUCCCACGGCAAAAUGGUGAUCUUUUGAUCUCUUAUGAUGUUAUGCAAGCCUAUACGACUAACUAUCAAGCACAAGUGACCAUACAAAAUAGUAAUCCUUUGGGACGCCUUGAUCAGUGGAAUUUAACUUGGGAAUGGAUGAGAGGGGAGUUCAUAUACUCGAUGAGGGGUGCAUACACUCGCAAGAAAGAUUAUUCGAAUUGUGUCUAUGGUGCUGCAGGACAGUACUAUAAAGACUUUGAUUUUUCUAAAGUUUUGAACUGUGAAAAGAAGCCUACCAUAGCUGAUUUGCCUCGAGAAAGAGCUCAAGAUAAAGAUGUAGGUAUGUUGCCAUUCUGCUGCAGGAAUGGCAGCAUCAUGCCCACUGUAAUGGAUGCAACCAACUCAAAGUCUGUGUUUCAAUUACAAGUCUAUAAGCUUCCACCAGAUUUGAAUCUAACAGCUCUUUACCCUCCCGAAAGAUGGAAAAUAGUAGGUCUUCUUAAUCCGGAUUAUAAAUGUGGACAAGCCUUAAGAGUAGAUGACGCACAAUUCUUGGAUCCAACUGGACUUUGUUGA